GGUUCAAGUGUUGCCUGGAUACAAGGCAACAAAUGCGGACCCUGACUCGGUUGUGUGUGUGUAAACCUGGAGAGAUUUAACCCGAGUUAACAGGGGAAAGUUUCAAUGUUUGGUAGCGUUUGUUUCUUCAAUAACACAAUAUAUAACGUUAUAUCGAAUGACAUCGGUGGUUCAGUACGGCCGACGGAGAGGCUCCAGUAAGAGAGUGUCUUCAGCUGAGGAACCCAGCAGGAUGAUGCAGCCGCCGGACCUCCGACAGGUCACUGUCCUAACCAAGGCUGAAUGGCUGAGGAUCCAAGAUGAACUGAACCGGGUUAAUAAAGACAAACAAAGUAUGAGAGAGGCAGCGAAACAGAGAGAGGCCCUGCACUUGAAAUCAGAAGAGGUUGUGAAACUGUGGUCCAAUACCAUCGCUGGUCAAAGGCAAAAAAAGCUGGAGGCAAAGAAGAUUCGAGAGGAGAUUGAGGAGGAGAAGAAGAAAUUAACUGAUAAAGAAGAGGCCGAAUAUCAGGAGCAGAAGCGUAAAGAGGCCAUUGAGAAGGCCAAGACUCAGCUGUAUUAUCAGACUGACCGUGUCAAAGGAUUACAUCGUGCGCUCUUGCUGACGGAGGUGCUGAAGGAGAGAGAGGCUCAGAUUGAGCUGAAGCAACGAAUCAAGAGUGCCUCCAAAGAUGUGGACAAAGACUUCUUGGACAUGGUGAAGACCAGAGAGGAUGAGGCCCUGAAACAGGAGCAGGAGAAAGCGCUUCAGAAAAAGCUCCAAAGACGAGUGGUUGUGGAGGACCUGAAAAACCAGAUAAAGGAACAUGAGACGGCAAGAGAGCGACAGGUGAUAGAGAACAAGAAGGACGGAGAGGAAACCCAACAUCUUAAAGAACUCUAUCAGUGGGAGCAGAGAAUGGAGGAAGAGAGACAAGCUAAGCAGAAGAGAGACCUAAUGCAAGCUCACCUGGAGCAUCUCACCAAUAGGGACCUCAUAAGGGCAGUGGAUGCACAGAGACAGGAGGCCGAAGAGGAGCAAAGGAAACUUUUUCUCUCCGCAAAGCAAAAAAUGAUGAAGUUACGGAAAGACAGAGAGAAAGAACUGUUCAGAGAGGCCCAGAUGUGCAGAGAGAAGAUCACGAACAAACUGACAGUCACACAGCAGGAGCAAACCGUCAGCGAGGAGCAGAGGAUUGCAAAGGCUGUCGCCGAGCAGGACGCCAAAGAGGCACAGCAUCGGUGGCAGGAGGGGAAGAAGAGGGCAGCGAUGCUCAAGUCGAUCAAUGCACACAGAGAAUUCAUGAGACAAGAAAAGGAGCAGAGGGACAAAAUGGCAAAACAGAACGCCCGAGAGACACUUCUGGCCAAGAAAGAGGCUGACAGAAUAUUUACUGAGAAACAACAACUGAAGACUCGGAAGAUGAAAGAAGAUGAACGGAAACUACAAGACUUCAAUGCCACACAAAUGGCUGAGAAAAGCACCAAGCACCAGCAGCUGAGGAGAGACGAUCUCGAGUUUGAAGAGAAAAACUCAGAACUCAUUGCCGAGGAGGAAAAUGAAUUUCAGCAGUAUUCACAGCACGUCAUAAAAGCAGCGGCGGAGGCUCAGCGAAAUGUGUUUCCACUUUGUAAAGCAGCGAGGGAAGGGGUCGGCGGAGGGUUCGGUCCCGUGUUCAAUGGAGUCAGGGCUAGCUACCUUGUUCAGGACCGCACUGGCGCUCAGAUGCCCAAAUAUGUCUCUGGCACCACCCAGAACAUUAAAAAGCUCAAUGAGGCUGAAGAUAUUGAAGAAGCAAAGAGGAGACUUGGAUUUACGUGGUGAUAGGGUGACAGGUCACUCCCAGCUGGCAAAUUUAGCUGUUCCCCAGAAACUGACCA
Messenger RNA from Dicentrarchus labrax (European seabass), 1860 nucleotides. RefSeq names its product cilia and flagella associated protein 210 (gene cfap210). Bases 158 to 1804 code for a protein of 548 amino acids. The transcript is spliced from 9 exons. Lineage: Eukaryota; Metazoa; Chordata; Actinopteri; Moronidae. The record is from RefSeq and is a predicted model, not a curated record.